Messenger RNA from Branchiostoma floridae (Florida lancelet), 1092 nucleotides. Its product is annotated as cell wall protein IFF6-like. Lineage: Eukaryota; Metazoa; Chordata; Leptocardii; Amphioxiformes; Branchiostomatidae. Bases 79 to 1092 code for a protein of 337 amino acids. The transcript is spliced from 3 exons. The record is from RefSeq and is a predicted model, not a curated record.
AUAGAACCCCGUGAAAUAACCAGCCAUAUACACCCGUACAGAAAUUUACCGCGACUGAGUUACACUAAAGAAGCGAAGAUGUCGAAGCUGUGGAUAAUCCUUGCGUUCCUGUUUCUGGUUAGCCAGACAACGGUGCCAGUUACCGGUAAUCCAGUGGGUGGUGCUGGCGAAGCUGAAAGCACCACAGGAGGCUACUCGGCAAGCGUCUCUGACGAAGUUGAUGGAGGAAGUGGGUCAGGAUCCGACUCGGCAAGCGGCUCGGGUGACGACGAUGCGGAAAGCGGGUCUGGGGGCGACUCGGCAAGCGGCUCAGGUGACGACGAUGCGGGAAGCGGGUCAGGAUCCGGCUCGGCAAGCGGCUCUGGUGACGAAGAUGCGGGAAGCGGGUCAGGAUCCGGCUCGGCAAGCGGCUCGGGUGACGACGAUGCAGGAAGCGGGUCAGGAUCCGGCUCCGCAAGCGGCUCGGGUGACGACGAUGCGGGAAGCGGCUCCUCAAGCGACUCGAGUGAAGACGAUUCGGGAAGCUGUUCUGCAAGCCCGGGGAGAGGUAGGGGCAGGUAUGGAAGCUCCGGCAGUUCUUCUAACGAGGUGCACUACCACAUCCACAUCCACAAUGGGUGCGGGUCCAGGGGCUGUUCUAGUAGAAGCUGCUCGAAGGAGACCCACAUCCAUAUCCACACAGAAAAGUGCUGCGGAAAUGGCGGUGACAGUGGUGAAUCGGAAGAGGACGAAUCUGAAGAAAGUGCUGAAUCUGAAGAGAGUGGAUCCGAAGAAGAUGAUGCAUCGGAGGAGAGUCAAUCCGACGAAAAUAGCGAAUCGGCAGGGAGUGAAUCCGGAGGCAGUGGUGAAUCGGCAGGGAGUGAAUCCGGAGGCAGCACUGAAUCAGCAGAUGAGGAAUCCGGAGGCAGCACUGACUCAGCAGAAGAGGAAUCCGGAGGCAGCACUGACUCAGCAGAUGAGGAAUCUGGAGACAGCACUGACUCAGCAGAUGAGGAAUCCGGAGGCAGUACUGAAGAGGCGGAAGAGGUACCCGGAGGCGGUACUGAAGAGGCGGAAGAGGUACCCGGAGGCGGUACUGAAGAGGCGGAAUAG